Penicillium paradoxum is the source of this 1713-nucleotide messenger RNA. RefSeq names its product oxidoreductase, short-chain dehydrogenase/reductase family. The transcript is spliced from 3 exons. Lineage: Eukaryota; Fungi; Ascomycota; Eurotiomycetes; Eurotiales; Aspergillaceae. The record is from RefSeq and is a predicted model, not a curated record. The coding region runs from base 1 to 1713 and encodes 570 amino acids.
AUGAACGAAAACCACUACUCGGCUGCCAGUGAUAUCUGGCACGGAGAGCUGCUGGACAGCCCCCUCUGCCACAAGUGUCUCGAACUACAUGAUCACCAUGCAUGUACUACUUCGUUACCCAAACCCCUUUCGGCAGACGCUAUGUCUCUGCCCCCUCGAUCCAUCAAAUCUGGGAUCACGGGAGCCCUCUCUCUCCACGAUUACCGGAAAUUCCUCUCCAAAUCCGCAGACUGCGUCGGCGAUCGUGCCGAUCAUGGAGGGAGACCAUUGAAGCGAAAACCAGCUGCGUUGCAUUUGAACCGCCCGCCCCCUCUCACCUCGUAUCCUAUCUCUGUGUCGUCCGCGGCCUCGAGUACUCCGCCGUUGUCUCCUUCGUACUCGCAUAGUAUCAUCUCUCAGCAGAGUGAGGAGCCAGAGAUUGGAGAAGCCCAGCCUGUGCAUUAUCGCUCUUCUCCUGCUCCACGAGUCACAGUCGUUCCGGACAUCGGCCCUCGUACUAGACCGAACAGGAAACGCUUAAAUACCUUCCGGGAAAAGGUGCAGAAGAACGCACAGGCUCAAGCAGAAGCACGGCGAUCUGCUCGAACUGAAGACUCGAACUCAAUGCUGGCCAGCACGCGGGCCGUUGCCACCGUCACCCACGGUGGCGCCUGCUUUGAGAUCCUCAAUCCACGCAAGUCGUUGGAUCUAGCACGCAUCGUCUCAUACAUCGAAGAUGUCGAUAGCUGCUCUAUCGUCUCUGCCGAUAACCAGCGAGAAUCGACUUUCUCUCUCGAACAAGGACUGGACCGGGUGUCCCUGUCCCAAUUCACUGAUGCCUCAUUGCCAUCGUUCUACUCGACAAGCCCGCUGUACACAUCCUUUGCAGCUGAAUCCUCCACGCCCAAAGGGCAACCAACGGACCUCCCGCCAUCUUCACCGGGAAUCCACGGGCAUAUCCGCGCUCUCUCUGACUAUUCUCUCAACGAACAAACCUUCAACUACUGGAGCCGAUCUGUACGAAACACCGAGAACGAAAUCUCUCACGACACAUACAAUGAGCACGCAUUCGAUAGACAAAAUCCACACAUGAUCUCCAUAAGAGAAGAAUCCAAUCCCCCCGCCCUAGAUCUCUCCCGCCGCCCCUCAACCCCAUCCACCCAAACAUUCUACUCGGAGAGCGAAAUCGGCGAGCCCGGGUCCCCCGUCUACGCCAACGGCGAGUGGGCCCAGGUCGACGAACGCGAUAGAGGCAUUUUCUUCGAACCCGAAGAACUCACCGACCAACACGAAUACCCAUACCAACACGAACACGAACACGAACCUGAACAUAGACCUGAACAUAGAUCUCCACAACAUGAGGAACUGCCCACACCUCGCGAAACCCCGCUUGACACCCCGAUCGAUUCCCCCGUCCAUUCACCCAUGUAUACCCACUGGGGCUCCUACCAUCACCCACAUUCCAUGUCCACCUCCAGACUCCCCUAUCCAGCCCCGGACUCGUACGCCUACGAUCCGGUGUACUUUGACCCACAUGUUCAGUCUGUCCUCGCAGCUGCGAAUGCCGAGACGAUGGGGUUGCGGGGCAAUACCGCGCGGACACUAGAUGACCUGCAGCGGGGCGGUCGGGAGCUGGACUCGCGAUUCGAGUUUCAGCGGCGGAAGAGUGAUGAGCGGAAGCAUGUGCGAGGCAAAGGGCUGAAGAAGUUCUUUAGCUGGCGGUCUGGUAACUGA